CCCCACACAGCCUCCUUGUCAGUUUCCAGCACAUAUGGCUGCGGAAGGGAACCUUAUUUCAAAUCUAUUGGUGGAUUGUUAACUAGCCAUUUGACCCUUAGUAGGUGUUGGGGAAAUUACGUAACAGUGCGGAUGGAUCUGAGUGGGACGGUACUGUCCCCCGAACAAGACCUCCACAAGCUUAUCAGCUGCUGUCCUGGGUCCCAUGUUGUGCACAUCACAUCGAGGCCCAUCCAAGUUUGCCCUGCACUCUCUCCUGCCAAGUUGAUAUCGUAUAGCACCUGCCUCUGUCUGUCCCUGUCUGAACAAGGUCUCUGAACAAGGUAGGAUAUCUUCUCUGUCUUUAUUCAAUAGAAUGGUAUUAUAAUAUUCUGCUGAAUAUUACUACUCUUUUUGAAUGUGUCCUUGGACUCUUUCACAAUAUGCUUAUUUUUUUAUGUGUUAGAGCACCACCUCAAUCUACAACUCACAGACAGCUCUUGCAACAUGUUCCUACAGUCCUUCCUCACAUGUCAGAGUGGUGAACAGGGGUCAUUUGUCUGUCUGUCUUGGUUUGUGAAAUCAAUUUGAAACAGUUGGACAGUUCUUGCAUUAUAAACCUCUGUGAAUAUUUAGUAUUAAGACAAAUGUGGUAGUCAGCGUCUACAGCAAAGCAUUGACUGAUGCUGGGAUGUGUUCAGUUGCCUGUAAUUGGAUGUAUUUGUCUAACCAUUAAAACCAAGAGUAACUGUGAUUUUGACCUUUAGAUUGCCCUCUGGUAAUGAUACAGUAGCCUUCACCAUAUAUAAUGUUUGAAUCUCAGUGGCGAAGGCAUGUUCAGAGUGAAAAAAUUUGACCAGUAGCCUAUAAUAGCUGCAAGCGUUGGUUGCCUAAGAUAUACAGUAUAUAGAAAGAAACAAACAUGACCUAGCCUACAUCUCAGGACAUUAAUGUAAAACCAUGUUAGAACUAAACUGAACCAAGCAGGUUCCUCGUGUUUUAUUGUUUGGCCAACAGGCUCAGGCUUCUUCUUUAUUGUCUCCUGCUACAAGGUCUCUCUAGUGCUAGCCUGGGUCCCUCUGAGGCUGUUGCUGCUGGUGAGAUACACACAGACUGUGAGCAUCUAUGAAAAUAUUUCUAAAAUAUAUUUCAAUAUUUCAAAUGGACAUGUAGGAGCAUAGCUACAGGUGUAUAUUUUUGUGUCAAGUUGCUACCUGUAAUAGAUAAUCUGUUAAGAGGUAAGCAUAGAGAUUCUAUCCAAUUAAUGUAUUACAGUUAAUUGUUUUUUGGCAGAAAUGUCAGUGAGCAGUAAUGUUUGCAUAAUUCUGUGCAAAAGUUUAUUGGCUACUAUAUUGCCACAUAGCAUAGGGAAUCAUUUUGCAAUUAUGAUGAACUUUGCCCUAGAGAAAUCUUGGCCAUAGUUAUCUGAUCUAUCUGGUCAGAUCUUCUGUCCUUUUCUAUUUUAAGUGGUGAUAGUGAUAGAGCAAUGUCCUCAUGAACCAGAUUCAAAUUUCAUAUCGCUGUUAUAAGCUCUAUGUCUCAACAUUUUAAUUGCUUGUUUGAAUUUUAACCGCAUCUUUCUCUCCAUACAUGUUUAAAAAUGUAUUGGCAAUAUUGUAUACCCAAGGUAUGUUAUCAUUAUGAUCUGAAUGUCAUAGCUAAACUAUAGCUGCUCCGCUUGAAAAUUGUCUUCACAAUUUCAAGAUAAAACCACUAGAUGGCAUAAUUUCACUGAAAUUGUCCAUCAUAGCCUGAUUGACUUCAUGUCAGAGAUAAUGAUGAAGGAUCAUGGUCAAGUAACCCAACAUUACAAGUAACCCAGCAUGUUACUUUAUAUACACUUCAAUACAAGCUUUGGGCCAAUGUUGUAUUUGAACACAUGUAAUAACCAACACAUUUAUUAUGUGUGUGUAUGAAGAUAACUACUGAACAGAAUCUUGACUGAGAUCUAUCUGCCUUUGAAGAUAAGACAAAAAAGUGUUUCUCAGCAUAAAUGCAUGCUCACCCCUUAGCUGUCUCAGACCCUUUUUCAAUGUCACUUUCUUGGUCAACUGUCUUGGUGUAACCUACUGUAUUUAAGUUAAAGGUUGGAAAAAGCUCUGCAAAUUGUUACAUGUUUUUGGCACAAACCCCUUAAUUUCGCCAUUCUUUAUCAAUCUAACCAAGCAGCCAUUGGCACACUGCCUCUGACAAUGUCAUGUUGCAAUACCCACUCAUAUAAGGAUCCAGGAGGGAACACUUAUUUUCUUGAAAUUAGUAGAAUAUCAGGAGCCUUUGCACAACCUAGUUAGAUAUUUUAUUAAUUUGAUGAUCUAGCGGUUUUUGCACAUCUAAUAUAGAUAUUUGACCUCUUUUAUUUAAGCAAUUACAAGAUGUCUGACCAACAGGAUUCCGUUGUCACCAAUGGGGUUCCUGUCAUAGAAAAGAGUUCUGAGAGGUAUGUGGACCUAUCGUAACCUUCUAUGCUGGAGACUAAUUCUGUCAGGACUGUUGAAAUACCAGUUUAUUAUUACUUAAUAUUUACCAAAUAAUGGUACAGUAUUUAAUUACUGAGUGUUUAUUCAUUUAAAGUAUAUUUUAUUUUCAUGUUUUUGAUUCUAGUUGUGUGAGUGACAUUCCUCUUGGAGAAACCAAACAGUUAGCACAAGUUGCGAAACUCCAACAGAAGGAUAUCUACUCCAGUCCCCUCGUCAACGGAGGAGUAGUAGAACAUACACAACCAAACUCUGAGUCAGAGUCUGAUGGAGAAGACAAACCACCCAGAUCACCUGGACUAGAGGGACCUCAAGGGGAUCCUCUCUCAGGUAAUAGCAGCUUAUGGUGGUAGGGAUACAUUUUUUUAAAAUAGGAUAUUGACUCAACCUAACUGAAGCAGAACAUAUGUUUUAUCACCUGUAAGAGGCACAUGGUAUAUGUUUUGUAAUUCAUAAUAUAGCAGCUAUAAAGACAUUUGUGAAACAGGUUGACAGAACUGUGCCUGAAAGCAUAAUCAUUUAAGGGUUGCAGACACUCAUGAACAGUCAAUUAUUAUUUGAUCUAUGACUAUGAGAAAUCUUUUAUUUUGCCUGUAAUUCUUUUUUUGUUUUCGAUCAAUCAACUUUAACCUUUUCUAUUUAAUCAGAGCAAUGUUCAACACUAAAACCUGAUUGGCGGGUAGGCAGGGACAUUCUCUGAAGUAAUCUGAUACAGGCAGCCCAAAUAUUUAUGCUUCACACUGGCUGCGAAGGAGGAAGGAGUAAAGCUGUACCUACCUGCAUUCCACUGCAUUCUUGUGGGAACAGGGAAGGGGAAUACUAGUCUCUAAGAUUACUCCAUAAACGACCACUGAUGACAGGCAACUGCUACCCCUGCUGUCCCCGUACUACAGGUGCCUCGGUGCCCCUGAAGCUGUCGGAUGUGUCCCUGGCCCCAGCAGAGCAGCUCUGGUGCACCUCCAGGGACCAGGCAGUCAAGCUGAGGAUGGCUGAGACGGGGCCGGGAUCCGAGGCCCCCAUGACCGUCCACCAGAUGUUCUUGAAGACGGUGAAGAUCUAUGGAGACCUGCCCGCGGUGGCGUCCAAGAAAGAGGGGCAGUGGGUCACCCUGAACUGGAGGGAGUACUACCAGCAGUGCCGAGCGGCGGCCAAGAGCUUCCUCAAGGUCUGUAUAUUGAUGUAGUUGUGUGAGUGUCUGUGCUCUUUAGUUGCUCUAUGGUCUAUGCUUGCGUGAGAUUUAAUAGAAAAGGUUUUCUAUGCUCUAUGUUAUGAUGUACUUGUACCUGGAUGUGCUCUGUAUUUUUCAAUGGCUCGAGGCCUAGGAGUAUUUUUGAACUGCGCCAGUGAAUUCUAAUAGAAUAUUAACUAUAAUGCAGAUCUGUUAACAUCACUGAAUCUUCAAAUAGGCUAUGGACUAUUUAGAAUUUGACCUCCAGAGAGAGGGGAUUAUGAAUGUUUGCACAGCAGAAAGAAUGUUCUCCCAUUGUCAUUUCUGUCUCCUUGUAAGAAUGGUGCUGGUUAAAACCAACACUUGGGUGUGUUAGAUUCAAAGCUAAAGUUACUUGUCACGGAGAGGCGAUAAAGUGGGGUAGUUUACAAAGCAUCAUAUAGGUCAACAGUAAAUGAGGCAGUGUGCCACAUUCUCAUUGAUUAUACAUUUUUAUUUCGGUCUCUUCCCCCCUCUACUGUAGUUGGGGCUGGAGCGUUACCAUGGCGUCGGUAUUCUGGGCUUUAACUCUCCCGAGUGGUUCAUCUCAGACAUCGGCUGUAUCCUGGCUGGGUAAUAAUAACAAUAAUUUUCCAUAUAGCAUGCACUGUCUUACCAUGCACUACCCUGCACUAUUGUUCAUACUGCAUUCUGUGAGACUUAGACAACCAGCUGCUUACUCAUAGAAGGCUAAUUCAUCCCACACACUCCAAGGACAGCAAUCACAGUCUAAACUACCUCAAUAAGAAAGUUGUCUGACCUGAUGUGUGUGGUCUGCCAGGGGUUUUGCUGCAGGCAUAUACACCACCAACUCCCCCGAGGCGUGUCAGUAUGUGGCAGACAACUGUGAGGCCAACGUCCUGGUGGUGGAGAACCACAAACAGCUCCUCAAAAUCCUCCAGGUGAGACCCCAUAACACGAAGAUUUUAAAAUUACAAUAAUCCAAUACUGCGCUCUAAAUUGUAUUUGUAAGUAGAUCGAGUGAACAUAGUCUCUUUAUACAUGUAUUGAUUUUGUGCCAAAAUGAUUAAUUAUAAGACCAAAGAGCUGUCAAAGGACACCAGAAACAAAAUUGUAGACCUGCACCAGGCUGGGAAGACUGAAUCUGCAAUAGGUAAGCAGCUUGGUUUGAAGAAAUCAACUGUGGGAGCAAUUAUUAGGAAAUGGAAGACAUACAAGACCACUGAUAAUCUCCCUCGAUCUGGGACUCCACGCAAGAUCUCACCCCGUGGGGUCAAAAUGAUCACAAGAAUGGUGAGCAAAAAUCCCAGAACCACACAGGGGGACCUAGUGAAUGACCUGCAGAGAGCUGGGACCAAAGUAACAAAGCCUACCAUCAGUAACACACUACGCCGCCAGGGACUCAAAUCCUGCAGUGCAGACGUGUCCCCCUGCUUAAGCCAGUACAUGUCCAGGCCCGUCUGAAGUUUGCUAGAGUGCAUUUGGAUGAUCCAGAAGAGGAUUGGGAGAAUGUCAUAUGGUCAGAUGAAACCAAAAUAUAACUUUUUGGUAAAACCUCAACUCGUCGUGUUUGGAGGACAAAGAAUGCUGAGUUGCAUCCAAAGAACACCAUACCUACUGUGACGCAUGGGGGUGGAAACAUCAUGCUUUGGGGCUGUAUUUCUGCAAAGGGACCAGGACGACUGAUCCGUGUAAAGGAAAGAAUGAAUGGGGCCAUGUAUCGUGAGAUUUUGAGUGAAAACUUCCUUCCAUCAGCAAGGGCAUUGAAGAUGAAACGUGGCUGGGUCUUUCAGCAUGACAAUGAUCCCAAACACACCGCCCGGGCAACGAAGGAGUGGCUUCGUAAGAAGCAUUUCAAGGUCCUGGAGUGGCCUAGCCAGUCUCCAGAUCUCAACCCCAUAGAAAAUCUUUGGAGGGAGUUGAAAGUCCGUGUUGCCCAGCGACAGCCCCAAAACAUCACUGCUCUAGAGGAGAUCUGCAUGGAGGAAUGGGCCAAAAUACCAGCAACAGUGUGUGAAAACCUUGUGAAGACUUACAGAAAACGUUUGACCUGUGUCAUUGCCAACAAAGGGUAUAAUUCCCUACUUUGUCCAUACCUUUCAGAUUAAGGACCAGCUUCCACACUUGAAAGCUAUUGUUCAGUACAAGGAUGAACUGCAACAGAAGCUGCCAAACCUGUACACUGUAAGUUUGUAUUGAAAUGAAGAAGAUCUAUAAGCAUCAUCAUGUUUAGCCGCCCGGGAAAAAAACAUUCCUGAUUUGCAUAACGGAUAUAGCAAUGUUAGUAGCACACAGUAUUUCCUUGAAUAUUGUAGUACACAAUAUUUCCUGUCACACACUGUAACUGUAACUGUGAGACUCUUAAUCCCUUCACAUUACUGAGCAAACUGAGCCAAGUCAAGCUGUACUGGGCUGGCUUGAUUACGCAUCCACCAUAGUUGAUGGAACCCUUCUGAAAAGGACAAUGUGAAAAUAAAAUAUCCAAGCCAGUACGGUUGAGAUUGGCCCUAUAUUGUGAAUCAGGUGUUAUUGACUCAACCUCUGUCCUCCUACAGUGGGCUGAGUUUAUGAAGCUGGGCGAGGAGGUGUCUGAUGAACUGCUGGAUGCCGUGGUGGACAGUCAGAGGGCUAACCAGUGUUGUACGCUCAUCUACACCUCUGGAACCACGGGCAACCCCAAAGGGGUCAUGCUAAGCCAUGACAAUGUGAGUAUUGACAAUGACAUGAUCAGUACGCGAUUUCAAUCUUGGUGGGGCAAAAAAUAAAAUAAUGUGGGAUGCAUGCCAGCAAAGCCACUACACUACACUACACAACACAACACUAAACAAUACAUUCAUUGCACUAUAACGGUGACAAAUGGUGCCCACAAACUGUUAGGGCCUACAUAAAGCUGUCCCAACAGCAGAGUCACAACAGCAGUCCCAACACCUUACCACUGCUACACCUGGCUAUCAGCAGAGCCUUGUCUGGCAGCGAAACAGUUCAUUCAGACUCAUUUACUUUCUUUAAAAAAAACAUAGCUGAUAUGGCUGACUUGCUUAAACAAAUGUGGUUUCUACUGACAAUUGAGAUGUACAAACAAUGGCAUAAGGGGACGACAAGCAGAUAAGAGGCAAUCCGUAAUUUCGAUUAAGACAUUAAUGAGCGAGCUAGGACGGACGUAGUCAAUAUAACUAUUUGUUCAGCACUUUUGAAAUGUACAGCGACAGAAUUCAGAACAUGGGCCGUUCUUACAGUGUUCUCCCUGUACACCAAGUCAGAACCGUAGGAUAAAUAAAGGGGGCAUAUAAGCAGACAAUGAAAGCUCUUACAAUAUUAGAUGAUUACAUUUCUCAAAAACAGGUUAUAGGCUACAUGUGCACCACCAAGUCAGAACAGUAGGCGAAAUUAAGAGGUGAAAAUCGACCAAAUUAUUAGGGUGAGGCACAUGGGCUACUAACAGCUUACUACACAACAUACACUUAGUAUUACUUUCUUAGCUACAGCAUACAUAUCUCCCUGGCAUAUUACAUUAUUUAUGCAGCAGCAUACAAUACAUUUUUAGACUCACCUUGUUGUGCUGUGCUCACUUGAACAGGAAGGUGGCGCAGCGGUCCUUCGUGGGCAAUUUUUGUCAUCAAAGUCUGGCAUUCUCUGGAUUUAUGGUGCUUUCAAGACAACUGGGAAAAGGUUGAAUCAUGAUGACGUCAGUGAUCUUUAGGUCAUAGCUCUAGAAAGAGGCCCGAGUUCCGGAUUUACAAUUCCGAGUUGGAUGAAAGUUCAAAUAAGUUCAAAACUAAGUUCAACACUUAUUUUCCCAGUCGUAGCUCGUUUUUCCAGAGUUCCCAGUUGUCUUGAACUCACUGAAGUCAGAUUUUGCAGUUCCGAGUUAACAGUUGUUUUGAGCGCGACACAAAUCAUGCUUCAUUGACAGCAUGGCCAAUGUUGAAUGUUUAUCAUUUAAACCAUGAAAAGAGACCUUUAAUCUUAGACUUGGGACCACACAGCCACUCCACUGAAUAGCAGGCUAAUGAUUGCUUUGCAAUGCUUGCAGUUAGCCACUGAUUCGUUCCAACCCACUCAUUGUUGAAUUUGCAACUUGUUGUGUAAUGUUUAUGUCCAAUGGCUGAUGAGCACCGAUACAUUUUAUCUAUAAUUUCUCUUCAUUAUUUAUCUUCAUAUGACAAGGAUUAAAAAGGAUUUGCCAGUAGAUUGUCGACUUGAUUAAUGAUGAUGACUGCUAGUUAAGAUUUUGAAAGUAUGAUGUUAACAUGAUCAGUCCAAUCAAAGCUACUGUAGAUGUAACGUGAUUUUACAUCAUUUUAUCUGUGGCCAAUGACCUUGAGCCUUCUUGGAUGGGCACUUCUAAUGUAACUCAAUGGCAGCACGCAAGGGGCUUGAAUUAUCUAGCUCUACCCUUAGACUUGGCGGUGACGUAGUGUCCCCAUGAGUGACAUAACACUGAGCCAAUCACGGCGCAACGCUCCGUAUUUUCUGCUGGCUUGCCCCACCACCACAGAAAGCACUGAGCUAGGCUGAAACACCUGCAUUUUGGAGCUGCCUUACUCAAGAAAACAAAAAAGAGACCAUGUUUGUAUGUGGCUUUAUUAACUCAAAGAUAUAUAUAUUUGUUUUACAUUGUUUGCAAACUGAUAUGUGACAUGUAUUAAUGGCAAAAUAACAUGCAAAACAGGCAAGCCCCCCCCCAAAAAAACUUACAUGGACAUGAUGAUGUACAGUGCAUUCGGAAAGUAUUCAGACCCCUUGACUUUUUCCACAUUUUGUUACGUUACAGCCUUUUUCUAAAAUGGAUUAAAUGAAAUUGUUUCCUCAUCAAUCUACACACAAUACCCCAUAAUGACAAAGCAGAAACAGGUUUUUAGAAAUGUUUGCAAAUGUAUUAAAAAUUAAAAUCGGAAAUAUCACAUUUACAGUAGGGGAAAAAAGUAUUUAGUCAGCCACCAAUUGUGCAAGUUCUCCCACUUAAAAAGAUGAGAGAGGCCUGUAAUUUUCAUCAUAGAUACACGUCAACUAUGACAGACAAAAUGAGAAAAAAAUAUCCAGAAAAUCAAAAAGAAUAAAAACUUGCUCCAGAGACCUCAGGACCUCAGACUGGGACAAAGGUUCACCUUCCAACAGGACAACAACCCUAAGCACACAGCCAAGGCUUCGGGACAAGUCUCUGAAUGUCCUUGGGUGGCCCAGACAGAGCCGGGACUUGAACCCGAUCGAACAUCUCUGGAGAGACCUGAAAAUAGCUGUGCUCAGACAUGACUAACUGACAGAACUUGAGAGGAUCUGCAAAGAAGAAUGGGAGAAACUCCCCAAAUACAGGUGUGCCAAGCUUGUAGCGUCAUACCCAAGAAGACUUGAGGCUGUAAUCACUGCCAAAGGUGCUUCAACAAAGUACUGAGUAAAGGGUCUGAAUACUUAUGUAAAAGUGUUAUUUCAGUUUUUUAUUUGUAAUACAUUUGCAAAAAUGUCUAAAGACCUGUGUUUGCUUUGUCAUUAUGGGUAUUGUGUGUAGACUGAUGAUCGAAAAAAACAAUUUAAUCAAUUUUAGAAUAAGGCUUUAACGUAACAACAUCUGAAAAAAAGUUAAGGGGUCUGAAUACUUUCCCGAAUGCACUGAAAAUAGACUAGUCAGGAAAAAGGUCUAUAUUUACAUGUACAUUUACUGUACCGCAGUAUCCAGGUGGUUCCUCCUUCAUCCUCACAGAAUGUGGUGACGCCAUCAGACACAUUAUAUGUACUAUAUAGUGGAGAUAGCUCUUGGGCCACUGGGCACUGGAUUCAGUAUGUGAAAGUGUCACAGUUUUAUCCAUGUAUUGUUCACAUCAAGUAAAGGACAAACAAAACAUCUUAUAGUUUCCUCUGUGGUAAAGGAGGUUGUAAUAACAUUGGUUGAAAGCCUCAUCUGACUCUCUCCUCAGAUUACCUGGACUUCAAAUGCGGCGGGCGCCAUGACAGGUCUGCAACAUGGUGUGGAGUGCGUGGUGAGCUACCUGCCCCUGAGCCAUGUAGCUGCCCAGGUCAACGACAUGUGGAUCGCCAUGAGAUUUGCAGGGGCAACGUAUUUCGCAGACCCAGACGCCCUGAAGGUCAGAAUCCCUAACUGUUAUAUUACAGAUAAUGAUGCUGUGCAUUGCUUUCCUUUCAAAAUGCUGUUUACUAAGGCAAUAAUUGAUUGAGGUGUGGUGGUUUGGUUUUGACUGGGUUGGGAAGGGUGGGACUGGGGUAACUUUAUAUGACUUGAUAACUGGUAACUUUCUGAUUUCAUAGGGCUCUUUGGGGACUACUCUGAAAGAGGUGCGCCCCACCAGUUUCCUGGGAGUUCCCCGUGUGUGGGAGAAGAUGCAGGAGAAGAUGAAAGCCAUCGGUGCCAAGUCCUCUGGUAUGAAGAAAAGAGUGGCUGACAGGGCUAAAUCCAUCGGAUUGCAAGUCAGCUACAGUGCCAUGAAUGGGUAAGGAUUUAUGUCAGGUUGUUGUUGUUCAUUAAACCCACACUUCAGAAAGAAGGCAUAUUUUCAGUGCACCAAAUUAUUUUUGAUUUGUUUCACCCAUAGAUAUGAUCUUAUCAAUAACAUUAGAAAAAACAUGCAUCCUCACUCACGCCCAAAUAGCAUUUUUUACAUCCUAAACUAGAUUAAAUUCCACCCCUAAUAUUUUCCACAAUGUGUGGUAUUCCUCCUUGUUUGUUGUGGAUUACAGUGAGAACCUGGUGCCCUGGGGCUUCAUGCUGGCAAACAACCUGGUGUUUAAGAAGGUUCGCUGGGCCAUGGGCCUGGACCGCUGCAAGAACUGCUUAACGGGGGCCGCACCCAUCACUAAGGAGACUCUGGAGUACUUCAUGAGCCUUAGCCUCCCCCUGUAUGAGCUGUAUGGGAUGAGUGAAAGCACCGGCCCUCACACCAUCUCCUGGGAGAAUAACUUCAAGAUCAUGAGGUCAGCAACUGGAAAACUAGGAUGUGAACUGACAUUUUUAAUGACAGUUACAUUAAUUAAUUUGUAGUUGACAAAGCUAUCAUUGCAUAAUAGCAAAUAAUUAAUUGAUACUGAUAAGCCAUCAGAUAUGAAGUGACAUCUAAUAAACAUUCUUGCUUUUCGGUCUCACCGUGAUGUUAUCCUCAGCUGUGGAAAGGUAGUGGUUGGCUGCCAGACCAAGUUGGAUAAGCCAGACGAGGAUGGGAAUGGUGAGAUCUGUUUCUGGGGGCGUCAUGUGUUCAUGGGCUACCUGAACGAGCCAGAGAAGACUGAGGAGGCCCUGGACCAGGAGGGCUGGCUGCACUCUGGAGAUCUGGGCAAGCACGACAAGGACAACUUCCUAUUCAUCACAGGGAGGAUAAAGGGUAUAGUACUUACUUAUAGUUUAUUUUAUAGAUGUAUAUACAGUAGCCAUUAUACAACAUGGCUGCCAGUGCUGGGUGUCAAUGGGAAUAGGAUGCAGUUGCUCCUAGACACUGAUCUACGUUCAAUUUUAUGUACCUUCUCCUGAUCCUAAGUCUGUGCCUAAGGGUAACUUCCCCAUAUGAAAAAAUACUAUAGUAUACUAUGCUCUAAAUACUGUAGUAUUGCUAUAUUUAUAUACUAUAGUAUUGACUUUAGUGUUUUUGCGGAAGUAUACUAUAGUAUUCACUGUAGUGUUGUUGCGGACAUGACUGUAGUAUACUAUAGUAUUCACUGAAGUGUUUUUGUGGACAUGACCAUAGAAUACUAUAGUAUUCACUGUACUAUUUUUGUGGACAUGACUGUAGUAUACUCUAGUAAAAUAGUAUAAAUACUGUAGUAAGAACUAUUGUAUAUACUAUAGCAAUUACUGUAGUGUUUUUGCAGAUAUUACUGUAGUAUUUAGUGUUUUUUGUUUCAUUAUCUUUGACAUAGAAGUGGGCCUUUUUCCUUGAGCAAAUUUUCCAUAACCUGUAGGUAGGUAGGAAUGGAGUCUGAUCGGAUAUUUCAGAGCCUCUGCACUUCUCUAUAACCUGUAGGGAAUAUACUUCGCAUGUAGGUGUCUCAAUCAUGGGUGGUACAAAUAGGGAUAUGGGGGAUGGGAAUGGGUGGAGUAUAUGCAAAUGAAAUACUGUUGUACUACUAUAGUUUUAAAAUCUUACUGUAGUAUUUAAUACAGUGUUUUUUUGCGGAUAAUACCGUAGUAUUUCAAAUACACUGAGUGUACAAAACAUUAGGAACACCUUCCUAAUAUUGAGUUGCACCCUCUUUUGCCCUCAAAACAGCCUGAAUAUGUCGGGGCAUGGACUCUACAAGGUGUUGUUCUAUAGGGAGGCUGGCCCAUGUUGACUCCAAUGCUUCUCACGGUUGUGCCAAGUUGGCUGGAUGUCCUUUGGGUGGUGGACCAUUCUUGAUAGUAGAACACUGUGUAGACAGUCUCCCGAGUGGCGCAGUGGUCUAAGGCACUGCACCGCAGUGCUAGCUGUGCCACUAGAGAUCCUGGUUCGAAUCCAGGCUCCGUCGUAGCCGGCCGCGACCGGGAGACCCAUGGGGCGGCGUGCAAUUGGCCCAGCGUCAUCCAGGGUAGGGGAGGGAAUGGCCGGCAGGGAUGUAGCUCAGUUGAUAGAGCAUGGCGUUUGCAACGCCAGGGUUGUGGGUUCGAUUCCCACAGGGGGUAUGAAUUUUUUUAAAUGUAUGCACUAACUGUAAGUCGCUCUGGAUAAGAGCGUCUGCUAAAUGACUCAAAUGUAAAUGUAAAAUGUAGACCUAUGAUCUAAAUAUCCUAAGAAUGAAAUCUCUUGUCCUGCAGAGCUUAUCAUAACAGCAGGAGGAGAGAACAUCCCACCUGUACCAAUUGAGGAUGCAGUGAAAGCAGAGAUCGCCAUCAUCAGCAACGCCAUGUUGCUCGGAGACAAGUUGAAAUUCCUCUCCAUGAUGCUCACGCUCAAAGUAAGGCCUCAAACGUUAUAUGUGUCCUGUAUUGCCAAUUCCUAUGGUCAUUGGCAUGCUUUAGAAUUCUUGCUUUAGAAUUAUUAAGCAAUUAGAAUAUAGUUAUACAGCACGAACAGAUCUGGAACCAGGCUAUUUGAUGUUUGCUCUGUUCAGCAAAUACUACAACUCCUGGAUCACUCCUAACCUUUGACCCCACUCUCCCUCCGUAGUGUGUAGUCGACGACAAUGGUGAGCCGACGGAUGAGCUGACCCCAGAGUCUGUGGCGUUCUGCCAGCAGCAUGGCGUCACGGCAACCAAGGCCUCUGAGAUCAUAGCCAGUAAGGAACCAGCUAUUUACAAGGCCAUCCAGGAGGGCAUAGAGCGCGUGAAUGCUAAGGCCACCUCCAACGCCCAGAGAGUCCAGAAGUGGGUCAUUUUGGACAGAGAUUUCUCCAUAUCCGGGGGGGAACUGGGUGAGUCAGUCAGUGUGAGAAAUCAGUGGCUGGUUUUUAUUGGUUGGUUCUGUCUGUUUGAGCAUGUGACAGAAGAGAGCAGUGAAUAGUCUUGGAUCGCAUUUUCUUCCUCAUCUUAGUGAGUUGAUUUUGUGUGCUUCUUUGUUCAUUGUGGGAUUAAAAUAAAUAUAUAUUAAACUAAAGCUAGAUAACUAAACUAAAGCUAGUCUUGUGAGGUUGUAGGUCAUUUUCAAUAGAUCAUUUGCUUUUUCAUAAUUUGACACACUUUUACAAAGAACUCAGAGAGAAGUAAGUAAGUGUUUUGACAGUAAUGUUUAUCAUGGACAGUAUCUGAUGCGGCAGUCUUGUGACUGUUUUAUACCAAACAACAUUCCUGUGGAUACCAUUGCAUAUUUGCAUAAUCUUUCUACGAAGCUGUUGAGGAAGUCAAAUGUUGUGAUUGAAGAAGCACAGGAAAGCGAGGACACCCAUUUUGAGAGCACAGUAAGUCCAUUAUUUCUUCUAUCUUCUCUCCAGGACCUACCAUGAAGCUAAAGAGGGGGGUUGUUGUCAAAAUGUUCCAGGAGAAAAUCAACGAGAUUUAUGGAAUGGCACAAGAAUAACAGAGGAACUCAACAAGGACUAGAGAAAAUUGGAAGACUGUAGUUAUUGGACUAUUAAAUGCAUAUGUAGACAUUUGAAUGUGUCUCGUUCUCCAGUAACUAGAGAAUUAUCCCAUUGGUAUCUGCUCCAUAUCAAUAUUUAUGCUGUUUUAAUGUACAUAAGAUUUCACAGCAAUGAUAUUUGCACUUUUUUUGUAAAUAAACCGUAUAAUCAUCAUCGCCAAAUCUAGUGUCCACAACAGUGAAAGCAGUUUGUGCUUCUUGUAAGCUACUCUGCAAAAAUUAACUGUUAUUGCAACCAUGGCAAUAGUUUCAAAGUCAUAUCACUAUCAUAGGCUUUUUAGUUUAUUAUUUGUUAAAUAUAUGAACAUGUUUGCAAAAACCACUUGUUAUGUUCUCUCAAGAUGUGCCAGGAGAAUCUAAGGAGAUACCAAGGAGAAUGUAAAUGUAGCAAUGCUAUACUGUACACACUUCAAGUAAAUGAGAAUGCUAUCAAAACAAAAUCAUUGUAUCAUUAAUGUAAUGUUUGUCAAGUGAUUCCAUCGUUAUUUGGAUGAUACACUGUAAUAUUAAUUUUGUAUUAGAUUUUAGCCAAUUCUUUUCCAUGUACAUUAUAAUAAAUAUUAAAAUGUUUAUUUUUAUGUGUUAAAUGAACAUGAUCAAUAAAAGCAAAACGCAAACAAACUGUUCUGGACCCCCCAAAAAAACCAUAACGUUGGUAGUAUCUCACACGAACCUUA
Messenger RNA from Coregonus sp. 'balchen', 14293 nucleotides. NCBI's taxonomy places the organism in Eukaryota, Metazoa, Chordata, Actinopteri, Salmoniformes, Salmonidae. The record is from the annotation of a GenBank genome assembly.